GUCAGGCUUUCAAUGUCCAAACCAUUAAAGAUUUGCAUCUUAACGGAAUGGUUGGUUAGGUCCAUGCUAUGACUGUUGGAAAUGGAAUGCUUUUCGCUGGGAGAAGUUCUGGUAGCAUAUCUGUCUGGAAAGCAACUGACACGAGUCUGAUCCUUUCACAUACCACACAUCUCUCGAGGGACAUCAUAGUGGUCAAGUCACAUGUUUUAUUGUUGGAGGACAGCGACUUUACUCUAGCUCUGUAGAUAAAAUAAUAAAGGUGACACUGGAAUGUAUAAUGACUCUGUGGCAACAUACCAACACUGUCACGUCGCUCUUAUGUUGGGAUCAGUUUCUGUUGUCAUCCUCCUUGGAUGGAACAAGAAAAGUCUGGGCUUGUUUGGAAAAUGGCAGCUUGAAAGUUACUAGUACGCGCAGACAAGCACUAAGUGUUCAUGCUCUUUAUGGGAUGCACGACGCAGAGGGCAAACCGAUCAUGUUCUGCUCUUACCAAAACAGAUCAGUCAUUUUGAAGAAAGAGGAAAGAAUUUCUCGACGCACACGAUCGAGACAAUCACAGUUUGGUCCUGAAAGCUUGUUAUUCAGUGGGGACAAGAGUGGGAAGCUACGUGUUUGGAACUCAGCUGCCACCAAAGUUUAGCCGUUUUACAUUUUCCGACCAAAACUCUUUUGUAUCUAAAUUUGAAUUAAUUUGUACAUAACAUUCGUAACCUUAAUACAUGGUGGUGGUACUUAACACUAGUUUGAGAUUGAUAACCAUCUCUCGGUAGCGGCAAUGUAAAGC
Molecule: messenger RNA, 784 nt
Organism: Thlaspi arvense
Lineage: Eukaryota; Viridiplantae; Streptophyta; Magnoliopsida; Brassicales; Brassicaceae
Source: the annotation of a GenBank genome assembly